ACAGAUCGCAACGAUACAACGCAUUGAUUUUUCUCAGUUCAGUCAUCUGAAAGCCCGAGACUGUGGGCAGAGUGCCCUCCGCCCCUCUGCCAAUGUGUGCCACACUUAAAUAAAAGUCACGAUGUGACAGCUGAUGGAUCCCAACUGCACGAAGGUAGGGUUUCCUUUCGUUGCAAAAAUGUUUUAUUGCCUAACAAAAGGGGGCAGGCUAUAUCACAAUCCUUAAGAUAGCAACCCCAACAUCGAAGAAGAAAGAACUGAAGAAGCAAGAUCCCAGCGACCCACAGAGGUAAACAAGAUGGUAGACAAACCAGACCCAACUCCAGCAGGGCCAAAUGAGGAAGACCUGCCUCCCGGUGCAGUGCAAAUCAAAAGGCGCUCCAGGGUCCCCGGUGUUAUGAUCACACAGUUUGUGGAGGAGAUUCCAUCAGGUUGCACCACUCCAGACUUCACCCGCAAGCCGUUUGCAGUGACCAUUCCAGAGGGAAAACUAGCCCUGUUUAAAGCAAUUGUGUCAGGAGAACCAGCUCCAAAUGUGACUUGGUCUCGGAGUAAAGGAGAUACUGCUGAUACGGAAAAAUUCAAGGCCCGAUAUGAUGACAAGAUGGGAGAGUACAUUUUUGAGAUCAUCAGUGUUGAUACAAACCAAGCAGACACCUAUAGAUUUUUUGCUACAAAUCCUUAUGGAAGAGCUGUGUGUACGGCCACUUUGAAUGUUAUUGAAGUUGGAUUUAAGAAGAAGCAGCCAGUUGUUGUCAAAAAUGAUCCAGAGGAUUUCAGGAAACUUCUCAAAAAAACAGUAAUUGUGAAAAGAAAGCCUAAAAAGGUCCAAACGGAAGGAGAAAUUGAUCCAGCUUUCUGGGAAGUUCUGUUGUCCGCUCCCAAGAAAGAUUAUGAACGCGUUUGUUUUGAGUAUGGAGUGACAGACUUCCGUUGGAUGCUAAAGAAAUUGAAUUUAAUGAAGAAAGAGAGAGAGAAGGAACAGGCAAAGUAUGUUGAGAAAGUGGAAAGUGUGAAACAGAUUGAAGUGAGAACUGAUGGAAAGGCUGAGUUUGAGGUUGACAUGCAGCUGUUGGACCCUAACAGUCAAGUGCUCCUCUUUAAGGAUGGUGUUAUGGUUGAUUAUGGAACUAACAAUGAUAAGAAACAUAAUCUUGAGCAAAAAGGGAGUAAGUAUAUAUUCAGCAUCAAUGAUCUUGGACCAGAUGAUGCUGGCCUUUAUCAAGUGGAUGUAGAAGAUGCCAAUGUGCUCUCAACUAAUUUCAAAGUUCCUGAUGUUGAAUUUACCUCCGCACUUAAAAACUGCGAAGCCAAGGAAGGCGAGGCAGCUUCAUUUGAGUGUGUCCUGUCUACUCCAGUUGAUAAGAUCAUGUGGUAUGGAAAUGAUGUUGCAAUGGAAAACGAAGCAAAGUAUGACAUCACUGUUUCAGAAGACAAGCUAUCUCACAAACUUGAGAUAAAAGACCUCGACCUGGCUGAUCAGGGCAUCAUUACUGCCAUAGCGGGUAUAGUCCCGUGCAAAGCCGAACUGGUUGUUAUAGAGGAUCCAAACCGACGCAGAGGCAAAGGAAGUGGUGAUGAUGAUGAGGCAGCGAGACUCGCAGCAGAGAGGGCCAGACUCCAGAAGGAGAAGGAUGAUCUGGAGGCCAAGAGAAGGGCUCAGGCAGAGAGAGACACAGCUGCAGCAGCAGCAGCAGGAGCUGCUGGAGCAGGACAUGGCUCAGGAGGAGAUGGAUCAGGAGGAGAUGGAUCAGGAGGAGAUGGAUCUGGAGGAGAUGGAUCUGGACUCGGCGACGGUUCAGGUUUGGGGGAUGGAUCUGGAGAUGGGUCAGGUGGUGAUGGUUCUGGAAAAGAUGGAUCAGGCGGUGAUGGCUCUGGAAAAGAUGGAUCAGGCGGUGAUGGCUCUCGGGACGGGGAUGGCAAAAAUAAGCGCAACAGGACAGGCCCUCUGGUGCCUGAAACCAAAAUAGAUUCUGGAGUCCAUUUUGCCAGUGGAUUAACAAACACCACCGCUAACAAGGGAGAAUCAGCUGAGCUUUCCUGUGUUCUCAGCAGCGAGAGCUGUGAGGGCAUUUGGUACAAGGAUGGAAGGAAGUUGGACUCAACAGAGGGUACUACUAUUAUAAAAGACGGGGCCACCCACAAACUGAUCAUCCACAGCUGCGAUGACGAUUCUGCAGGGAUAUACCGUUUUGAGGCAGAUGGGCGCAAAUCGGAGGCAACGCUCAGCAUUGAAGACCCACCAAAGAUUGACUUGGAUUCUUUGAAAGCAUUCCAACAGCCUGUCAUCAUCAAAGCAGGUGAAAAUGCAUUGUUCAAGCUGCAGUUCAAUGGGAAGGAGCCAAUGAAGGUGCAGUGGUUCAAGCAAGACGAGGAGAUGCUGCCAGGCCUGAACGUUAAGACUGACUCCUCUGACACGUAUACUUCCCUGGGCUUGAGUAAAUGUCAGCGGAAGGACACUGGAGAAGUCAGAGUCAAAAUCAAAAAUGAGCAUGGCACUAUUGAUGCCACUACACAGCUCAUAGUGCUGGACAAACCCACCCCACCACAGCCACCAAUAGAAGUUGUUGAGAGUUCACUGAAUACUAUUGAAUUCAAAUGGCGCACCCCAAAGGACGAUGGUGGAUGCCCUGUCACCAACUAUGUUUUGGAGCGCCAGCAACUGGGACGCAACACCUGGACCAAACUAGGGGAUAUCCCUGGUAAACCGUCUUACAGGGACACUGAUGUAGACCCGGGGAGGAAGUAUACCUACCGCAUCAAGGCAAAGAAUACUGAAGGCAUCAGUGACGUGAUGGAGACAGAUGACAUUGCUGCUGGCUUAUUAUCCUUCCCUGGUCUCCCGGCUCCUCCAAAGAUAGUCAGUGCUUUUAAGGAGUGUAUUAACUUGACCUGGCUUCCUCCAGCCAAUACUGGUGGAUCUAACAUUAUUGGCUACAACCUGGAGAAACGCAAGAGAGGAAGCAACUUGUGGAGUAUGGUGAAUCGCCCUAAUGAGCCAAUUAAAGAGAAAAAGUGUGCAGUGAAGGAUGUGAUUGAGGGGGCAGAGUACGAGUUUCGAGUGGCUGCCAUCAACAUUUCAGGGGCAGGAGACCCCAGUGGUCCCUCUGAGUUGGUGUUUGCCAGAGACCCCAAGAAACCCCCAGGGAAAGUCAUUGACCUGAAAUUGACUGGCUCUAACUACAACAGCCUGAGUCUCUCAUGGACCAAGCCAAAGACAGUGGUAGGAGUGGAGGAUGAAGCCAAGGGCUACUUUGUGGAGGUCCGACCAAUCAACAACAUUGAAUGGAGUAGAUGCAAUGCCACUGCCUCCAUACUGACAUCCUUCACUGUGAUUGGCCUAAAGUCUAUGGCUAUGUACUGGGUCAGAGUGAUUGGCACAAAUGAUGGGGGAGAGGGAGACCCACAGGGCUUUGACAAUUACAUCAUCGCCAUGCCUCCUCCUGUGAAACCGAAGUUCACAGAUAAAAACAUGAAAACCUUCAUAGUUAUAAGGGCAGGAAACACAGUGCGGGUUCAUAUCAACUUUGAGGCCUCUCCCAUGCCAGAUAUCACCUGGUUGAAGGACGGAGCUCCAGUGGCCAACCAUGUCACCAUCACCAACUCACACAAGGGCUCCCAGUUGCUAAUCCCUACCUCAGAGCGCACAGACACAGGCAUCUACACCAUCAUCGUCAAGAACCUCGUUGGCCAGGAAACUUUCAACAUUGAGAUCAGAGUGACAGAUGACCCCAAGCCUCCAGGCCCUGUGGAACUGGAGCAGAACGUCCAAGGGACGGUGACAAUCUCUUGGGUCCCGUCUCCAGAUGAGAAGCGUGACGAUCAUCUCCACUAUCUGGUGAUGAAGCGUGACUCCAUCAAGCGCACCUGGCGCACUGUGGGUGACCGCCUCUUCAACCACCAGUUCACUGCAGCCAGCAUCUUGCCGGGCCGAGAGUACAACUUCCGGGUGUUUGCAAAAAACGACAUGGGCAUGUCAGAGCCAGCGAUGGCACCGACAUGGGGCACGGUGGUAAAGAAAGAGAAAUUUACCCUCAACAUGCCGGAGUCCAAGCCCCUGGACUUACAGUGUCCUCCCAAGUUCCUGGUUCCUCUGAAGCUGCACGCUGCACCCCAGGGCUACGAGUGCUACAUGAGCUGUGCCGUGAAAGGGAACCCCACACCCCACGUCACAUGGUUCCACAACAACGUCAGCCUCAACACCAAUAUCAACUACUACAUCUCCAACACCUGUGGCGUCUGCUCCAUGCUCAUCCUAAGGGUUGGUCCCAAGGACACCGGAGAGUACAAGGUCAUUGCAGACAACCCUCUGGGAGUGGCAGAGUGCUCCACUCAGCUCACUGUCCGAGAGUAGAAGAUGCUUUGCUCUGAUGAUCUGCAGAAGUAGCAGCUAUUUCAAGAUCGCUGCAUAAUAACUUAUACCCUGUCUGGCUCAUGUUGUGGAGGUUCCAGUAUGUAUAGAUCAAGAUUUGUUUUUCUCCAUGGCUUUAUUGAUGCUUGCAAAGCACAACAUGAAAAUAUUCACAGGAGAAUAAAACUUGCAUAUGAUAUUAGCAUCUGGUUUUGUAUGUUUGAUUGUAUGA
Molecule: messenger RNA, 4583 nt
Organism: Alosa sapidissima (American shad)
Lineage: Eukaryota; Metazoa; Chordata; Actinopteri; Clupeiformes; Clupeidae
Product: immunoglobulin-like and fibronectin type III domain-containing protein 1
Exons: 26
Coding region: 299-4354 (1351 amino acids)
Molecular function (GO): protein binding
Source: RefSeq, a predicted model, not a curated record